Messenger RNA from Trichoderma atroviride IMI 206040, 630 nucleotides. The record is from RefSeq and is a predicted model, not a curated record. Lineage: Eukaryota; Fungi; Ascomycota; Sordariomycetes; Hypocreales; Hypocreaceae.
CUUCUCAAUCGUGUUGGGCACUCUAUGUGGCACGAAGCAACAUCGUCACUCUUUUUCUCUCAUGUUGUCGACGCGAGGACGCCUCCCUACCCCUGACUAUCCUUUAAUUCCCCAUUCUCCAAAACGGUUGACGGACAAAACGCGCUCCAGAUAAAUGUGCACGGUGCAUACGGCUGAAUGCCUAGUCUGCAGGAAAGAAUAUCUCAUCUUUGUUGCUCUUUGUCGGGAUUCUCGGCCGCCUACUCACGACUGCCCUCGGGAGGUGACGAUUGUACUCGAGGAAAUGCGUGAAGGUGGAUGUCCGAGUCCUGUCUGUCCAAAUAGCUUGAGAGGAGGCUGUCAAGUGAUGUGAUGACCGGCACAAUUACAGUUGAAGGAAGAUAACCGAGGUCAACCGCCAAAAAUAUUGCAGAAAUAUUGACUGAUACGACAAGGGAGGCACAUUCACACAAUCUGAAAUCAGACGACUUCCUUGGAUGAACUCAGAGCUUCUGCUCGGACGACUCUAUCUCGACAACUUGGUCUACACCCUGAUAGGGAGGAACUUCGAAGUUAUACUUUUUGGCAAUAGAUGGGGACACAACCGUCCGCCGACAAAGUGCCGACCGGUGAAGUGAUUGACCAGUGGCU